AAAAGAUUUCUGAGCGGGAACUCAGGCGUGGCCACUUUUCUGAGGUGCUGGAGGAACCCUAGUCAGUGUGUGAGCGACAAAGUGUGGCUGCCAGAGCCUGGGCGCUUCGAGGCUGAGGUUACCAUCAAAAGCAAUGAGCUUAAAACCGUUCACCUACCCAUUUCCAGAGACAAGAUUCCUUCAUGCAGGACCCAAUGUGUAUAAGUUCAAAAUCAGAUAUGGCAACAGUAUCAGAGGAGAAGAAAUAGAGGAUAAAGGAGUCAUCAUCCAGGAGCUGGAGGAUUCUAUCCGUGCAGUCUUGGCAAAUAUGGACAACCUGAAGCCCUUUGUUACAGAACACUUCAUUGUAUUUCCCUAUAAAAGCAAGUGGGAGAGAGUUUCCCACCUGAAGUUUAAACAUGGAGAAAUCAUCCUGACUCCCUACCCAUUUGUUUUUACUCUGUAUAUAGAGAUGAAAUGGUUUGCUGAAAAUCUGCCUUCGGGGAAACCAGCAGAUGGUAUUCCUCUUGAGUUGGUCCUAGCGGAGAAGGAAGCGGAAGAAGCCACAAUGAGGAAACGAAAACUCAUGGAAGAGCCAGCUUCCCCUUGCAGGCCAGAGCCACACAGGGCCAAAAUGAAGACAUCUAGUGAAGCUUCCAGCAGUAAGAAGCCUCUGAAGGAGAGCAAGAGGAUUAGGGAUGAAGAAGCCCAGCAGGAAUACCAGGAGACCCCAGCUUCUACUGUUAAGGAACAGGAUGCUACAUUGGGGCAUAGCCUGCCAGGGCUGGUUGUCACUCCACUGCAACAUAGCAAUCCAUCACCACUGAAAGAGCCAGCAGCCAGAGGCUUCUUGGGGUUUCUAAGUGCUCUCUUCCCAUUUGGAUACUUCUUCAGGAAGAGCAGUCAAUGAGCCUUCCAGGCACCACAGUGUGGGUCGGCACAGGAAAGAAGAUGUCCCCUCGCAGUGACUCUUCCUGAACUACACUACACCUCCUUUGCUUUCAUUUUCUCUUUUUUUCUUCUGUUUAUUUUGAGACAAGCGUUACUGCAUACAGCCCAGGCUGGCUUCAAGUCUGUACCUUGGCUCCCUCUGUGCACCCCCGCGUGCCAUCCUUUACUCUUAACCCUGGUCAUGGGCAUGAGGGCACCAGACUGGAUCCUCACAGGAGUUUAUCCUGUUGUUUGCUUUUGGUUUUUCCUGUCUAAAACACUAAGAAUGUGGCUGGAGAGAUGGUGAUUAGGUGCAUAUAGCUAUUGCAGAGGUCCUGAGUUUGGUUCUCAGGACCCAUAUCAAGCAACCUGGAGCUCCAGCUCUGUCAGAAUGGUCUGACCUUUCUUCUGGCCUCUGCAGAAACUUCCGCCCCUCGGCCCAACCCCCAUAUUUGGAAAAGCAAAACAAAACAAUGCUAAGAAGGGCCAACAAAGUGUCUUGAUGGGUAAAGCACCUGCAGCCAAACCUGAUAACCUGAGUUCAACCUCUAUACAUGCACCAUGGCUUACAUAUCACACAUAAUAAAAUGUAAUUUUAUUAAAAAUUUCAAAAUAAAUAAAUAAAUAAA
Messenger RNA from Grammomys surdaster, 1538 nucleotides. RefSeq names its product membrane anchored junction protein (gene Majin). Gene Ontology annotation, biological process: homologous chromosome pairing at meiosis; meiotic attachment of telomere to nuclear envelope. The transcript is spliced from 11 exons. Gene Ontology annotation, cellular component: nuclear inner membrane. The record is from RefSeq and is a predicted model, not a curated record. NCBI's taxonomy places the organism in Eukaryota, Metazoa, Chordata, Mammalia, Rodentia, Muridae. Gene Ontology annotation, molecular function: DNA binding. Bases 134 to 889 code for a protein of 251 amino acids.